AAACGUGCUUCUCGUGUGCUGGAUAUGCACCUCACACAAGCCCAUUUGUGAGCUAUCUUGUGAUCUGAUUAAGAAAAUAAUGAUAUUUGGAUUACUCAGGACGAUAUAUCUUGCAAAAUCAUAAUAGAGACCAACGACAGGUGCGUGCUAGCAGGUGUUUUCUAAGAGGUGCGAGCAAAGCCCUGACUUGUUCAAAGUAUGAUGAAAAUAAUUAUUUACAGCCCGUCUGUGAUACAUUUAUGCAGCUACAGAAGUGAAAAACCACAAUGGUAUUAGAAAAAUGUAUGCGAAAAAUUGGACUGGGCAGAAUCAUUGUUUUAUUGGCAGUGGCAAUAAUUUUUCUUCAAAUUGCACAUUUUUAUUCCUUGACUUACUUGAAUUCAAGAGAACCAGAGUUGGCAGGAAAACGACAGCAUCAAAAGAUAACAACAAAGUUAUCUCCUAAUCCGAGAAACAUUAUACAGCGGCUGCAAAAUUCCCAUCUUAUGGACAGUAGUGGAUCUUACUACCUUAUAAGGAAUUUACUUUUACCCGAAAGUGAACAUACAAGAUCAGAUCACACAAAUGACCACAAUGAUGUCACCCUGGUCACUCAAUGCUCAGCUAAUCAUCUUGAUGACCUUGUUGAAUUGACUGAACGUUGGGAUGCAGCAGUGUCCAUCUCCGUUUUUACAUACGACAGUGAUUUUCCAUUUGCUAUUAAAGCAAUUCUUUAUUUUCAUAAGUGUUUUAACAAAAUUAGGAAAAAUGUUUUCUUAAAUAUAAUUUAUCCCAUUGAUAGACCGCCACUGAGAUCCGACAUUGAACAGAUUCCUCAUGAAGAAACAAACUGUGAUAUGCCAUUUAAAGACUUAAAGACUACAAACAAUAAGAAUUAUGCAGUGUCUGGAAUUGAAUAUCCUCACAAUAUAUUGAGGAAUUUUGCCUUAAAAGGUGCAAACACACCUUAUGUGUUUGUUGUUGAUAUUGAUAUGAUUCCAUCUAGUAAUUUAUUACAGAAGUUCAGAACUUUUUUAAAAAGAUAUAAGUCAUCAGAUGAACAGAGUCCAAAACAGGAUAAAGUUGCUUUUGUUGUGCCAAGUUUUGAAGCCAAAGAAUCUAUAAAAAUUCCAGAGACCAAAGAAAUGUUACUGACUCAGAUGAAAUCAAACAAUGUCCGCCCUUUCUAUGUGGAAGCCUGUCAGCGUUGCCAGAAGCAGACUCGUUAUAAUGAGUGGAAGAAGUUGGUGGAUGUUAAUUUCCUGGAUGUAGGUUACAGUGUAGACUGGAAGGAUCCCUGGGAACCAUUCUUUAUCACAGAUAGAAAUUUACCUUUAUAUGAUGAGAGGUUUAAACAGUAUGGAUUCAACAGAAUAAGUCAGGUUUGUGAAAUGCACAUAGCUGGAUACAGGUUUGAUGUUUUGAAUAGUGCAUUCCUAGUUCACAAAGGAUUUAAAUUUGCUGGACAAUUUCACAAAGGAAAAGAAGAGGAACUUGAAAAAAACAGAAUAUUGUUUAGAAAUUUCAAGGAAGAGUUAAAAUCUAAGUAUCCGGAAUCUACUCGGCGAUGCUAUUGAUUUUUUCCAAGCAUUAUUUUUGCUAAAAAUUCUUAUCUUGUGAUCAGGAAAAUGAUACUGACCUGUUUUUAUUUUAUGUAAAAAGACACAGACAAUUCAUAAAUAUGCUCUACUGAGACUGUGCUGGCAUUUAAUUUAUAUAUGCUAUCCUCCCAAAUUAUCAGAACAUAAUUCUUGAGUUAUAAUACUGAAACAUGAAUUAUGAAAUAAAUUCAUCAACAAGUUUUUAUAGAGGGGAAAAUCUGCUUCCAGUUAAGUCCUGCUCCAGUCACAAGCCUGUAGGGCUGUGUCCCUCUACCCUGUCAUCACCACCAAUCUGAGUGUACCACCACCUGGUCACCACCAGUCUGAGUGUACCACUACCCUGUCAUCACCAGUCUGAGUGUACAACUACCCAGUCACCACCAGUCUGAGUGUACCACUACCCAGUCACCACCAGCCUGAGUGUACCACUACCCUGUCACCACCAGUCUGAGUGUACCACUACCCAGUCACCACCAGUCGGAGUGUACCACUACCCAGUCACCACCAGUCUGAGUGUACCACUACCCUGUCACCACCAGUCAGAGUGUACCUCUACCCUGUCACCAUCAGUCUGAGUGUACCACUACCCUGUCACCAUCAGUCUGAGUGUACCACUACCCAGUCACCACCAGUCUGGGUGUACCACUAUCCUGUAACCACCAGUCUGAGUGUACCACCACCUGGUCACCACCAGUCUGGGUGUACCACUAUCCUGUCACCACCAGUCUGAGUGUACCACCACCUGGUCACCACCAGUCUGAGUGUACCACUACCCAGUCACCACCAGUCUGAGUGUACCACUACCCAGUCACCACCAGUCUGAGUGUACCACUACCCUGUCACCACCAGUCUGAGUGUACCACUACCCAGUCACCACCAGUCUGAGUGUACCACUACCCAGUCACCACCAGUCUGAGUGUACCACUAUCCUGUCACCACCAGUCUGAGUGUACCACCACCUGGUCACCACCAGUCUGGGUGUACCAUUAUCCUGUCACCACCAGUCUGAGUGUACCACUACCCUGUCACAACUAGUCUGAGUGUACCACCACCUGGUCACCACCAGUCUGAGUGUACCACUACCCAGUCACCACCAUUCUGAGUGUACCACUACCCUGUCACCACCAGUCUGAGUGUACGACUAGCCAGUCACCACCAGUCUGGGUGUACCACUACCCUGUCACCACCAGUCUGAGUGUACGACUACCCAGUCACAACCAGUCUGAGUGUACCACUACCCUGUCACCACCAGUCUGAGUGUACCACUACCCUGUCACCACCAGUCUGAGUGUACCACUACCCUGUCACCACCAGUCUGAGUGUACCACUACCCAGUCACCACCAGUCUGAGUGUACCACUAUCCUGUCACCACCAGUCUGAGAGUACCACUACCCUGUCACCACCAGUCUGAGUGUACCUCUACCCAGUCACCACCAGUCUGAGUGUACCACUACCCUGUCACCACCAGUCUGAGUGUACCACUACCCUGUCACCACCUGUCUGAGUGUACCACUACCCUGUCACCACCAGUCUGUGUGUACCACUACCAUGUCACCACCAGUCUGAGUACCACUACCCUGUCACCACCAUUCUGAGUGUACCACUUCCCUGUCACCACCAGUCUACUCAUACCAAUAACUGGUGGAGACUGUUAAUCACAGACACACAAUUAGCUACCCAUUGUAAUACCCAGUAAACGUAAUACGUACAUUGAAGCCUUUAAUUCUUUAUGUUCAAUUUGCCUUAGAAUGUUGUAUAUAUUUGUAUGUGUAUAUGUAUGAUGUGCAACUCUAUCAGUAUUUAUGCAUGAAGAAUUUAUCAUGAUAUUUGUAUAUUUUUGGAAAUAAAAUUUAAUUCAGUA
Pecten maximus is the source of this 3442-nucleotide messenger RNA. RefSeq names its product beta-1,4-glucuronyltransferase 1-like. NCBI's taxonomy places the organism in Eukaryota, Metazoa, Mollusca, Bivalvia, Pectinida, Pectinidae. Bases 267 to 1556 code for a protein of 429 amino acids. The record is from RefSeq and is a predicted model, not a curated record. The transcript is spliced from 2 exons. Gene Ontology annotation, molecular function: glucuronosyltransferase activity.